Molecule: messenger RNA, 3795 nt
Organism: Penicillium macrosclerotiorum
Lineage: Eukaryota; Fungi; Ascomycota; Eurotiomycetes; Eurotiales; Aspergillaceae
Product: serine/threonine-protein kinase
Exons: 4
Coding region: 1-3795 (1264 amino acids)
Biological process (GO): intracellular signal transduction; protein phosphorylation
Cellular component (GO): cytoplasm
Molecular function (GO): ATP binding; protein serine/threonine kinase activity
Source: RefSeq, a predicted model, not a curated record
AUGGAUCAGGCCAUGUUGGACCCGAAUGAUCCGCAUCGGAGACGUCAGCCUUUGACCGAUGCAUCAAGCAGGAUUAAUCAUGCUAAAUCUCCUAAGGUUGAGACUCCAAGUGUACGAGUGGAAGAUCUGGAGCAACUUAAAACCCCAGAUAGGAUGUCUAUCGUCAUGAGUCCUACGCCUAAGGACAACAAAGAAAACCAGCGACUAUCGGUAGCCACCGACUUCCAGACUGAAUCUGCCCGAAAUUCUGUCGUAUCAGCAGCUUCAAUUCUCUCUAAUAAGGGGAAAAGAAAGACUCAUGUUGGCCCAUGGCAGUUGGGCAGAACGUUGGGAAAGGGCGCCACGGGCCGAGUACGACUCGCCAAACACGCUGUAACUGGCCAGACCGCGGCCAUCAAGAUUGUCUCGAAGAAGUCCGCGGCCAUGGUGCAAAGUGAAAGUAUUGCAGCCAUGGAUCGUAACGUCGGAAACUUUUCAGGUUUCUCCAACGCACGGCAAAUGCCAUGUGGGAUUGAAAGAGAGGUGGUCAUCAUGAAGCUGAUUGAACAUCAAAAUGUGAUCAGCUUGUACGAUGUAUGGGAGAAUCGUGGAGAGCUGUAUCUGGUUCUAGAGUAUGUGGAAGGAGGUGAACUAUUCGACUACGUCUCGAACAAUGGCCCACUCCCCGAAGAGGAAGCUGUGCGUUUAUUUCGCCAAAUCAUUGCUGGACUAGGUUACUGUCAUCGCUUCAACAUCUGUCACCGCGAUUUGAAACCAGAGAAUAUUUUGUUGGAUGCGAAUCAUAAUGUCAAACUGGCCGAUUUUGGGAUGGCUGCUCUCCAACCAGCAGGGCAUUGGCUGAACACCUCCUGUGGUAGCCCGCAUUACGCAGCUCCAGAGAUCAUUUAUGGCCGCAAAUAUCGCGGGGACCGUGCUGACAUGUGGAGCUGUGGGAUUAUUCUUUAUGCUUUACUGACCGGCUAUCUUCCAUUUGAUGGAGGGGAUCUGCCCAACACCCUGAGACUCGUGAAGAAGGGCGACUACAUGAUACCUCCCGAGCUGAGUGAUGAGGCAGCUGAUCUGAUUCAACGAAUCUUGCAAAAAAGACCCGAAGACCGCAUUACGAUGCAAAACAUCUGGCUCCAUCCGCUGCUCACAAAGUAUGAGAAGCUUCACAAUGCCAUGGCCGACCAUUAUAUCGGUCCUCCCCCGCCACUAUCUAUCAAGGACUGCGGUAACCCGGUCACAUGCCGUCAAGACGUUGACUAUGAUAUCCUACGAAACCUCCAGACCUUGUGGCAUGAUGUGAAGCCCGAUGCUUUAAUAGACAGACUCCUCUGCAUAGAACCUACACACGAACGAAUGUUUUACAAUGCCCUUGUCAAGUUUCGAGACGAGCAAUUGGAAAACUACCAAGGACAGCCCCUGGAAUACUCCGCAAGUGACUACCACCACAUUUCUCGUCCCGGAGGCAGGGUUCGUAGAGGCAGAAGUCAAAAUGGACGAACCAAUUCCAAGAGACGUACCCAUGCCUCGAUUGUCAAGGACCUUCACCACACCCAGGAGCCUAGAUCUUGUGGAAGCGUUGAAAGUUAUGAUCCUUACAGAUCUCCAAAGAUCAAAAAUUCUGGAGUGGAGCCAAAAUAUGCGCAGAUCACCAUUCAUAGAGCUCGGCCUGAAGUUGUAGAUCAAGAACAGUGCUCGCCUGCUGUGAAGCCACCACCCUCGAUUGCCGAAGAAGAUGAGCCGGAAGACUUCGAUGGAGUGACGAGCUCGCCGUUUACAGUUCUUCAGAAGCGAAAGCAUAAGCCAAACUCGAUGAAAUCUUUCCAAUCCUCCAAAAUUCCUAAUUCCAGCUCGCGAUGCCCGGGUCUCUCUAUCCGCUCCACAAGCUACCGCCGCAAUGUCUCAUUCCACCACGUCCGGAACCGUUCCCAGGGAUCAACCAAGCCAAAGCGAAGAAAGAUGGUGCCGAACCCGCAAUCGGAUCUUAAGAGAUCUCCCAGUGCGGCCAGCUUACAGAUGAUUGCCGACUGCGUCGAUAUUCCAGAGAUUCCAAGCAGUCCUCCUCUUCCAGCUCAGCCAAUGGUAGUUCGACCCAGUGGCGUGAAGGCUAAGAGCCUUUGCCGGGACCAGAAGGUACAGGUUUUGGACUUCAUUUGGAAAGAAGAUGCUCGCAAGGUCUCCAACGAGCUGAGCCAAAUUUGCGAAGAGGCAUUUAACGGAAGCUCAGUAACUACUAUGCGUACUGCCAGCACUGGAACUGGAUAUGAGACGCCAGCGACUCCAGUCUCUGUUGCCAGCCAGGAGCAGCAUUUCAACAUGAUCAGCAAGCCCACUCCUGACUCUUCCAAAGCAACUUCGAAGGAGUCCGGCCGGUCUUAUAGCAUUGAGGAACUAACUGAGACUCGUCGGAAACUUGUUGAACAUAGCCGGGGGCGCAGUGAUAACAUACCAACAUAUCUUUCCGGGGUCAUCGGUCAUCUUGACCGUUUGAUUGAGGAGGAUCAUGCACAGCGUCGCUCGCAGCGCAGAAUGGAGGAAAGCACUUCUACCCUUGUUGAUCCCUUUGUUACAAGCCCGGAUGACACAUCUUUACCUGUCAUAAGUGAGGAAUUCGCAAGUCCUGUACGCGGACCCAAUGAGUGGACUGCUAUGCCAAAACCAAAGGCACAUCCUCCUACCGUCAAGAACAGAAUCGGUGAUUCAAAGACGACCAUCCGAAUGGUGCCACAAAGCUCUCUCCGAUCAAUGGAAGAAGUCAAGCCUUUGAUGAUCCGCAAAAAGCCUCAAAUCAAUGGGUCAGAAGACAUUAAGAGCGAUUCGGCAGAGACAUCUCGCAACUUCUCUUCUUGUUCCCGACAAAGCCGCCACCCUGGUGGCCUCGACCCGAUUGAGGAAGUCCCGGUCUCUCCCAAGAAAGCCGAGAAAGUUAUGGAGAGCAAGAAGUGGUCAUGGUUCAAACACCGCUCCCAAGUCUGCGAAAGCCCCCCAUCGCUACCGCCCAAAGAUAGACAAACCAUCAUUCCCAGUAAUGGGACUGUGGUAGUUCAUACGUCAAUCGAUCCCGAGUCCCCUAUUAGAUCGUCCGACGAGGAGAAAUUACCCACCCGGAAGACAUCCAUGGAGCGUUUUGGUGGUGCCCUCAAGAAGCUCAUGCCGAAGAAGUCCAAUAAGAACGCUCCCCAGCCCGAGACAGGUAGGUUCAACUGUCUCUUCCAUCGCCACGUCACGCUGACCCCCAAGGAAGAUAAAGAAAAGACUAGACCCAAGGAGCCAUGUAAUUCUGCACUCCUGUGCAAGGGAUUGCCCGAGACAGAGAGCUCGUUUGAGUCAAACGACCCUCUAAAUGCUUCCAUUCCUCCACGCAGCAAGCGUCUCUCGAUUGCGAAUCAAAAUUGGUUCGCCCGCGUGUUUCAAAUCAAGCCUGCUUCUCGCGUCAUAGCUCUGAAUACUUCCAAGGUCAGGGGUCGCAAAGAAGUCUACAAGCUUCUGCGCGAUUGGAAGCAGUACGGAAUGGAGAACGUAUACAUGGACAAGAGUAACAGCAUUGUUCAUGGACAAGUGAGCGAUAACAACUUAUUCCGCCUCCGGGAAGUCGAGUUCACAGCAGAGUUUUACACUGUUCUUGAACAUGGUCGGAAAGCCAACCUAAGCCUGGUUCGAUUCAAGCAAGAGCGUGGUGCUGCAUCUUCUUUCAACAAGGUCGUUGAAAAUGUACACUUGAUGCUUCAGAACAAGGACUUAGUUGUCGAGGACCCUGUUCGAGCAAAGAAGAUGUCUCGUGUUCUUGAUACAAUUCCCAAAUCACCAUAA